Messenger RNA from Trypanosoma rangeli, 372 nucleotides. RefSeq names its product small nuclear ribonucleoprotein. Bases 1 to 372 code for a protein of 123 amino acids. The record is from RefSeq and is a predicted model, not a curated record. NCBI's taxonomy places the organism in Eukaryota, Euglenozoa, Kinetoplastea, Trypanosomatida, Trypanosomatidae. The transcript has a single exon.
AUGACGGAGGAGGGGGAGGCGCCGCUGCGUGCAGUGAUGGAUUCGAUGGGUUUUUUUGUCAAAGUUGAGACAGUUGAUGGGGCUUUUUACACUGGAAAGCUUUCUCGUCUGGAUAUGCUUCACGGCGACGUUGAGCUGACUGAUGUGCGUUGUCAAAGACGUGACUCUUCUCUAUCAGUAGAAUGCCGUGUCCUUUUGAAGGGGACAAACGUUCGCUUGAUACAUCUUCCGUCGGACAUACGAAAAGCCACGUAUUUGGAAUGGGAGAAUCCAAGCGUUCACAGGGUUCUCAAGAAUAGCUUGAAAUCAAGGCGGCCGAGAGGAUUUAAAAAAAACACAUCAAAAACUACAAAAACGAAAAAAGUAAGGUAG